UGUCUCUGUGCGCGGCUGGGCUAGCCCAUUGUAUUGUUGGCUGCUAUAGCUGAGCCGUUCUUUCUUCCAGCAUUGCGAAUCGAUUUUACAUUUGAUCAUGGCUACUCUGAUAGAGGCUCGAGAGAUCCCUGUUCUCGAGACAGUGGAGGAUAUUCAGAAUCGCAGAGAACAGGUUUUGCGCCACUAUGCUGACUUCAAAGAGUCGACGAAGUUGAGGAGAAGACGUUUGGAGGAUGCGAAGCGGUAUUUCCAAUUCAAGCGAGAUGCGGACGAAGUUGAAGACUGGAUCAAUGAGAAGCUACAGAUCGCUUCGGAUGAGUCAUACAGAGAUCCUAUGAACCUUCAGGACAAGCUCCAGAAACAUCAGGCUUUUGAGGCAGAGAUCUCCGCUCACAGCUAUGCCAUCACUGAGCUGACAGAUACAGGAGAAGAGAUGAUCAAUGAGUCCCACUAUGCUUCAGAGGACAUUCGGGAGCGCCUUGAUGAAUUGAUCCGUCUCUGGGAGCUGCUUCUCUCCAAGUCUGCUGAGAAGGGACGCAUGCUGCUCUUUGCCCAGAAGAGAGUGCACUACCUGCGGGAGGUUGAUGAAGUCAUGUCAUGGAUCUCAGAGAAGGAGGCCAUUGCAACGUCAGAGGAGAUCGGAAGGGACUUGGAGCAUGUUGUUGUCCUUCAGAAGAAGUUUGACGACUUUCUUAAGGACCUCCAGGCUAACGAGUCGCGUGUCACCUACAUUAACGACUUGGCUGAUCAACUAGCAGAGGAGGGACAUCCGGACAUGGAACUUAUUUCCAUGAAACAGCAGGAGGUGAAUGAGGCAUGGGAAAGGCUGAAGCGGCUUGCAGUGAUGAGGAAGGAGCGACUUGAAAGUGCUCAUGAGAUUCACAGCUUCUAUCGUGAUGCUGAUGAAACCAAGAACUGGAUCAACGAGAAAGACAAGGUUUUGUCAUCAGAUGACUACGGUAAGGAUUUGGCCAGCGUGAAUGCCCUGUCCCGCAAACACGAGGCCCUGGAGCGUGACUUGGCGGCACUAGAGGACAAGGUGACAGCACUUGGUCAGGAGUCAGGCCGCCUUCAAGAGGUCCAUCCGGGUAAUGCAGAGGAGAUUUCUGCUAAGCAAGAUGAGAUUGUUGCAGCAUGGGGCAACCUCAAAGACAAGUCUGAUGUGCGCAAGGCAAGACUGGAAGACUCCUAUCGUCUGCAGCGGUUCAUUGGUGAUUUCAGGGAUCACAUGUCCUUCAUUAACGAGAUGAAGGUGCUUAUCAUGGCUGAUGAGCUGGCAAAAGAUGUUGCAGGCGGGGAGGCUCUUCUGGAGCGACACCAGGAACACAAGGGCUAUAUUGAUGCAUCUGAAGAUGGCUUCAAGAAGUUCUCAGAUGAUGGACAGGGGCUGAUAGCUGCUGACCACUAUGCCAAGGACGAGAUCUCUGAGAAGCUGACGACUUUGGAGGAAGAGAAGAAGGGCCUGCUGGAGCUGUGGGAGAAGCGUAAAAACCAGUUUGAGCAGUGCAUGGAAUUGCAGAUCUUCAUCCGCGAUUGUGAGCACACCUCUAUCAUGAUGACAAAGCAGGAGGCAUUCCUUGCUGAUGAAACACUUGGAGACUCCCUGGAUGAAGUGGAAGCCAUGAUCAAGAAACAUGAAGACUUUGAAAACUCAUUUGCAGCCCAGGAAGAAAAGUUCAAGAACAUUGAUGACUUUGCCAACAGGCUUAUUGAUGGCGAUCACUAUGCCAAAGAUGAGGUGACAGAGAGGCGUGAUGCUGUGCUUAACAGGCGGGGCAAGAUCCACGAGGCUUCCGAGGCCCGCAGGUUGAAGCUUGAAGAGUCCAGAAAACUGCAGCAGUUUGAGAGAGAUGCUGAUGAGGUCAAAGUUUGGAUCAAUGAAAAAUUGAAGACAGCAAAGGAUGAAUCUUACAAGGAUUUGACCAACCUGCAAGGCAAGAUCCAGAAACACCAGGCUUUUGAAGCUGAGCUCAAUGCCAACCAGAGCAGAUUGGAUGCUGUUGAUAACAGCGGCCAUCAGCUGAUAUCUGCCGAUCACUACGCCUCACAGCAAAUCCAAGAGAGGCUGGAUGAGCUCCAUGAGAUGUGGAGAAACCUGUUUAAGCACUCAAACAACAAGGGGCAAAAGAUCAAAGAAGCCAUCCAGCAACAGCAAUUCAACAGGUGUGCUGAAGAUGCAGAGUUGUGGAUAUCAGAAAUUGAGAACCUACUGGCCACAGAGGAGACAGGCAAGGAUUUGCCAUCAGUGCAGAACCUACAGAAGAAACAUGGUCUGAUUGAAGCUGAUGUUAUCACUCAUAUUGAAAAGAUUGAGGCUGUCAAUGCACAGGCAGCAGUCUUUGCUGAAGCAGACCACUUUGAUGCACCUACCAUUGAGGCUAAGAAAGAGGCGGUGGCUGCCAGAUAUCAGGCUUUGCAGGGUCCCAUGCAAGCACGCAAAGCUCGUCUUGCGGAUGCAGCUCGCCUCAGACAGUUCCUGCACGAUGUUGAGGAUGAAGAAGUUUGGAUACGAGAGAAGGAGCCAAUUGCAUCAUCAACCAACACUGGUCGUGAUCUGACUGGAGCCCAGAAUCUUUCAAAGAAACAUCAGGCUCUGAUGACUGAGAUAGCAGGCCAUGAGCCACGUAUAAGGGCUGUACAGGACAAUGGUGUGCAGAUGGUUGAUGAAGGGCAUUUUGCUGCCGACGAGAUCAAGGAGAAGAUGGAUGACCUGGAUCAAAAGUGGAAUGACUUAAAGGAUAAGGCCAACAUACGCAAAGGCCACCUGGAUGACUCCCUGCAGUCCCACCAGUACCUUGUUGAUGUGAGUGAAGCCGAUGCCUGGCUGAUGGAGAAAGAGCCUGUGGUCACAUCAUCAGACUAUGGCAAGGAUGAAGACAGUGCACAGGCAAUGCUGAAAAAGCAUGAGGCAAUCAUGUCUGACCUGGAGGCUUACAGCACAGUUAUUGAUGGCCUGAGAGAACAGAGCAAAGAGUGCAAGACAGUCUCUCAGGAUACAGACAUCUCUGACAAAGAGUGUGUCGUGGCACUCUAUGAUUACCAAGAGAAGACAGCCAGAGAGGUAUCCAUGAAGAAGGGAGACAUCCUGACUCUGCUCAACUCAACCAACAAGGACUGGUGGAAGGUGGAGACCAAUGAUCGCCAAGGUUUUGUCCCUGCGGCAUACGUCAAGAGAAUCGAUUCCCACAAGGCUUCUCAGGAACUCCUGGCACAAGCACCAGAAGUGGACUCUGUUGCUCAGAAACAACAAGCUCUUGAUGACAAGUAUAAUGACCUGAUGGAUAAGGGAGAGGAGAGACGCAAGAAACUUGAAGACUCCAUCCACAGAUACACUCUACUGAGGGAAGCCCAUGAGCUGGAGUCAUGGAUCAAUGACAAGGAAGCCAUUGUUACAUCCGAAGAAGUUGGGAAAGACUUCGAGCAUGUUGAGGCUAUGCAGAAGAAGUUUGAUGACUUCCAAAAGGAUAUGUCUGCCAAUGAAGUACGAAUCAAGGAGUUGACAAUCCUAGCUGAGCGACUGAAGGAAGAGCAUUACACAGAAUACGAGAUGAUCCAAGAGAUGAUUGAGAAAUUGACCCAAAAGUGGACCGACCUGAACCAGAUGGCUGAGCAGCGCAAAGACAAUCUCGACAGCGCCCAAGAGAUACAGAAGUUCCACAGGGAUGCUGAUGACACCAAGGCUUGGAUAUCUGAGAAGGACACAGCUCUCUCAUCAUCUGACUAUGGCCGUGACUUGGCCAGUGUUCAGGCCUUGCAGCGCAAACAUGACGUGCUAGAGAGGGACUUGGCUGCUCUUGAGGAGAAGGUUCGUCAGCUGAACAUCGAAGCCGCCCGCCUGACCUCUACUCACCCGAACUCAUCUCAGGACAUCGAGUCCAAGCGCUUUGAGCUGGAAGAAGCCUGGGCCAACCUCAAGGACCAGGCCGCUGCAAGAAAAGGAAAGCUGUUGGACUCGUAUGACUACCAGCGUUUCCUGAACGAGUUCAGGGACCUGAUCUCGUGGAUUCAUGGUAUCAAGGCUCUUGUGUCUUCUGACGAGCUGGCCAAGGACGUUGCAAGCGCUGAGGCUUUGAUUGACAGGCACCAGGAAUACCGUGCGGAGAUAGAUGCUCGUGACAGCACCUUCCAGGCCUUUGACGACUUUGGCCGUGAGCUGCUCGAGAAGGAGCACUAUGCUAGUUCUGACAUCCAGGAGAAACUGGAAAACCUGGCUGAGGAGAGAGAGGACCUGGAAAGGGCAUUUGCCUCCCGCAAACAGCGACUUGACGAAUGCCUUGAGCUUCAGCUCUUCAAUCGCUCUGCAGAGCAGCUUGAAGCAUGGAUGGCGACUCGUGAGGCUAUUAUUGAAAAGGAGGAUGAAGAUGCUGGUGAGGGAGCUGAUGCCCUUAUUAAGAAACACGAGGACUUCACACGUGCACUUACAGUGCAGGAGGAGAAGAUCGGGAAGCUGAAGGAAAAUGCCGAUACUCUGAUUGCAGCUGAUCAUUAUGACUCGCCUGUCAUUGCUGAGAGAAUCGCUGCAGUGUUAGCCAGAUGGGCCACACUGAAGCAAGCUCUAGUCGAACGCCGCUCUAAGCUGGGCGAGUCCAAGACUAUCCAGCAGUUUAGUCGCGAUGCUGAAGACAUCGAGGUUUGGAUCAGUGAGAAGAUGCAGACUGUCCUCGACGAGUCAUACAAGGACCCCACCAACCUGCAGUCUAAGUUCCAGAAACAUCAGGCGUUUGAGGCGGAGGUGGAGGCCAACAAGGAACGAGUCCUGGAAACGGUCAACCUUGGUGAAGGACUAAUCGAGCAGAACAAGUGCGCAGGAAGCGAGCCGGUUGUCCGAGAGCGCAUCACCCGUAUCACGACGCAAUGGGAACUACUGGUGACCAAGUCCAGCCAGAAGACGCAACACCUGAAGGAAUCCAACCAGCAACAGCAGUUCAACACCAACAUCAAAGACCUGGACUUCUGGCUAGGCGAGGUGGAGGCCUCACUGUCCUCAGAUGACUUUGGCCGUGAUCUCGCGAGCGUUCAGAACCUGAUAAAGAAGCACCAACUAGUGGAGGCCGACAUCGCCGCGCAUGAGGAUCGCAUCACCGUUCUAGAAACACAGACGCAGCAUUUCGCGGAAGUGGGUCACUUUGAUGCUGACGCCCUUCAGGAGAAGUCCAAGGGAAUCAAGGAUCGCUAUGACAAGGUGAAGGACAUGGCUGCGAACAGGAGUGACAAGCUGGCCGAGUCUAACGCCCUGCACACGUUCUACCGUGACGUGGAUGACGAGGAGUCCUGGAUCAAGGAGAAGAAGCUGCUGACGAGCUCAGAGGAUUAUGGGAAGGAUCUGAGUGGUGUGGAAAACCUGAGGAAGAAGCACCAGCGGCUUGAGGCGGAGAUCAACAACCACGAACCACGGAUUGCGGCUGUGACAGAGUGCGGCAAUAAGUUCGUAGAGGAAGGUCAUGGCAACGCGGACGAGAUUAAAGCCCGUGUUGAUGGGCUGCAGGAGAAAUGGGACGAGCUCAAAUCCCUCGCCGACGCAAGGCAACACAAACUGGACGAUUCCCUGGCAUACCAGCAGUUUGGUGCCAAUGUGGACGAGGAAAUUUCGUGGAUCAACGAGAAGAAUACACUUGUUGGCAGUGACGACUAUGGGGACACCCUUGCUGCCGUCCAGGGUCUACUGAAGAAGCAUGAAGCCUUCGAGACUGACCUGGAGGUACACCGUGAACGCGUCAACGACAUCGAGAACGCGGGCAACCAGCUCAUCAACGAUGGUAACCACCAGGGAGAACUGAUCGAGCACCGCAUCUCGUCCAUUAAAACGAAGCUAGUUGAGCUUGACCGCAUGGCGUCCUACCGCAAGACCAAGCUGAAUGAUAACUCGGCCUUCCUUCAGUUCAACUGGAAGGCAGAUGUGGUUGAGUCAUGGAUUGGGGACAAGGAGGGUAUCGCACGGUCAGAGGAGCUGGGGCGGGACUUAUCAUCUGUCCAAACCCUCAUGACAAAACAGGAGACGUUUGAUGCAGGUCUGCAGGCGUUUGAGAACGAAGGAAUCGCGCGCGUGACGGCGCUGAAGGACGAGCUCGUCCAAUCCCAGCACGAGCAGUCACCUGCGAUCAUAAAACGGCAUGAUGACCUCAUUAAGCGAUGGCACGCCUUGCUGGCAGACUCUAACACCCGCAAACAACGCCUGCUAGAGUCACAAGAGCAGUAUAAGAAAGUGGAAGAUCUAUUCCUGCUUUUUGCCAAGAAGGCAUCUGCCUUCAACAGCUGGUUUGAGAACGCGGAGGAAGACUUGACCGAUCCAGUGAGAUGUAACUCCGUCGAGGAGAUCAGAGCCCUGCAAGAAGCGCAUGCCCAGUUCCGACUGUCCCUGGACCAGGCAGAAGAGGACAUGUACUCACUGAGGAAGCUUGACCGACAGAUCAAGAGCUACAAAGUCUCCAUCAACCCGUACACUUGGUUCACCAUGGAAGCACUGGAGGACACAUGGGAGAACCUGCAGAAGAUCAUUGAGGAGCGCGAAGAAGACCUCGCCAAGGAAGCGCAGCGACAGGAGUAUAACGACCGCUUGCGCCAGGAGUUCGCGCAGCACGCCAACGCAUUCCACAGCUGGCUCACAGAGACCAGGGCCAUCAUGGUUGAAGGCCAAGGCGACUUGGAGGAUCAGCUAGCCGAGAUCAAGAGGAAGGAUACGGAGAUUGCGGACUGCAAAGCGGACCUGGAAGUCAUCGAGGGACUAGGCGCACAGAUGGAAGAAGCCCUUAUACUGGACAACAGGUACACGGAGCAUAGUACUGUGGACCUCGCGCAACAGUGGGACCAGCUGGACCAGCUUGCCAUGCGCAUGAAACACAACCUGGAGCAGCAAAUUCAGGCGCGAAAGACAACGGGCGUGUCGGAGGAGACACUCAAGGAGUUUACCAUCAUGUUCAAGCAUUUCGACAAGGACAAGACGGGCUAUCUAGAUCACCAGGAGUUCAAGUCCUGCUUGCGAUCCCUCGGCUACGACUUGCCGGUGGUGGAGGAGGGUGAGACCGAUCCAGAAUUUGAGACCAUUCUCAGCCGCGUCGACCCUAACGGUGACGGCGUCGUGUCUAUGGGCGAGUACAUGGCGUUCAUGAUCAGCCGUGAGACAGAGAAUGUGGGAUCCAGCCAGGAGGUUGAGAACGCCUUCAAGGCGCUCACCGAGGGAGGCAAGCGCAAGUUCGUCACCGAGUCCGACCUUUAUCAGUCGUUGACCAAGGAGCAAGCCGAGUACUGCAUUGACCGCAUGCAGCCUUACGUUGAUGACAAGGGCCGCGAGAUCCCAGGGGCGUAUGACUACAAGUCAUUCUGCAAGGCCCUCUUUGCCUCCAACUAGAUGCCUAUGACACCUUGGACCGCCAAAGUAGUGCACAGCCGUAGUGUUCAAUGUGAAAACUGCAGAUCUUUAAUUGUUAAGAUUAAGCUGUGGAAACUGCAAAUAGUACUAAUAACUAUUAAUAGGGGUAGACCUGUUGAACAUCAAACUGGCCUUACAAAAGCCAGUGUUUUGUUGGUGCGUUGGAUAACCGGUUUUCAAUUGGCUCAGUAGUGGGUGUUUGUUUGGUUUAGUUCUUCUGGUAAACUAUUCUACCGCAUUUCCAUUUUAAAGGUUUGUUAUAUGUGUAAUUGUGUAGUAAUCACUUAAAAUGGUGGACAUAUUAGAUAGGUGGUCCUGUCAGUUAAGAUAAAUGUGACUUAUCACUAAAUAAAGCGCCUAUUAUAUUAA
Messenger RNA from Nematostella vectensis (starlet sea anemone), 7735 nucleotides. Its product is annotated as spectrin alpha chain, non-erythrocytic 1. The coding region runs from base 98 to 7345 and encodes 2415 amino acids. Gene Ontology annotation, molecular function: actin filament binding; calcium ion binding. NCBI's taxonomy places the organism in Eukaryota, Metazoa, Cnidaria, Anthozoa, Actiniaria, Edwardsiidae. The record is from RefSeq and is a predicted model, not a curated record. Gene Ontology annotation, cellular component: cortical actin cytoskeleton; cell junction; plasma membrane. Gene Ontology annotation, biological process: actin cytoskeleton organization. The transcript has 53 exons.